CGCGCGGCGCUGGCCCCGCCCCUCGAGCGGAAGAUUGGCGUGGGGAGGAAGAUGCUUUGCAGCUCGUCCUUCCAACUGGUUUGUCCCUCCAGCCGGCCCGUAGCGCCCUUGUCCGUCCCCCCGCCCCCCAUCAUGGAAGGAGCUGCGGCCUCCUCCGAAGGCCUGCGCUAUGCCGAGUACGCCAGGGUCCCUACGGGCGCCGGCAAGGGACAAGCCGAGCUGGACCGAGGGCUGGCCAGAACAAUGAUAGCUGUUGGACUUGGUGUUGCAACUGUUGCAUUUGCAGGUCGUUAUGCUUUCCACCUUUGGAAACCAUUGGAGCAGGCAAUUACAGAGACAGCAAAGAGGAUUUCAACUUCUAGUCUUUCAUCAUACUAUAAAGGAGGAUUUGAACAGAAAAUGAGUAGGCGAGAAGCUAGUCUUAUUUUAGGUGUAAGAUGCUCAGGAGGCUGUUGUGAGGUCACCCGCAGUCCUCUCUUCUCCAGGCUGAACAAGCCCUGUUUCCCUCAGCCUCUCCUCAAAGGUCCAUCUGCUGACAAGGCCAAAAUCAGAACAGCCCAUAGAAGAAUCAUGAUUUUGAAUCAUCCUGAUAAAGGUAGAUGCCAGAAGAGCAAUUGGUCCUAAAGCAGUAAUCACUAACAGCCAUGUGAAGAAUGACAGGCUAACCAUGGAAAGUAAUUGAAAUUCAUCUCCGAGAUUGCAUCUAUGGAUUGCACUAUUAAAAAGUAAUUUGUUGCUACAAGCAGUUACUUCCAAAAUAAACCAGUGAGGCCAAAUUUUGCGGCUUGUGUUUAUUAUGCAGCAGCUAGGUCCAAUGGUAGUUACAGGUAUUGGUACGCUGGCAUCAUAGUGAGAUGGAGACAAUGCUCCUUCCAUGAAGGCUGUGUUUGCAAGUUAAGGGUUUGAUCCUGGCAGCCACAGAAGUCACAGAAGCCAACACAUUACUCACACGAGCAGAAAUACAAGGACAGAGCCCACAGACAUACACAAGGAGGGUAAUGAAGGUGGUGAAAGGUUUGAAGCACAAGUCCUGUGAGGAGCAGCUGAAGGAACUGGGGUUGUUUAGCCUGGAGAAAAGGAGGUUCAGGGGAGACUUCAUCACUCUCCACAGCUAUCUGGAAGGAGGUUGUAGCAAGGUGGGUGUUGGUCUCUUCUCCCAGGUAACAAGCAACAAGACAAGAGGAAAUUGCCUCAAGCUGCACCAGGGGAGGUUUAGAUUGGAUAUAGGAAAAAUUUCUUCCCCAGAAGGGUUGUCAAGCAUUGGAACAGGCUGUCCAGGGAAGAGGUGGAACCACCAUCCCUAGAGGAAUUUAAAAGACAUGUAGAUGUGCGGACACGGUUUAGUGGUGGACUUGGCAGUGCCAGAUUUACGGUUGGACUAGUCGUCUAACGACCAGUACACAAGGAGAGCCACUCACAUUCUGAGGCCAUAGCUACAUCCUGACUGUGUGUUGCAAGAAGAUCUGGGCAAACACCAUCAUCUCCAUGUCCAUAGGAAGUAUUGGUAGAUAUGGAUCAGAGCUGUGACUAACAGCAGGGUGAUGCCUGCAUCCACUAAGUAUUUCAUGCAAUCUAUCAUCCUGCAGACCUGUUGUUUAGCACUUAGAAUAGCAUUCACCUGAUCAAAGGUGGCUAUUUCACAGCUGAGCUUCUCACCCUUGACACACUUAGUGGAGAGGCCCUUUCGGGGUUGAUUUCAUUUCAUCCUACAGUAGAUAUUUAAAAGCAAGUCAAAGAAUUUUAUCCUACAGGUAUGUUUUGACUAUGGACUGUAUGAACUGAUGCAUUAAAAACCACUGCACACUGCAGUGUGUUGGCCUCACUUCUGCAGUGGCUACACCUUUUCUGAGUUUAGCAAUAGGGUCAGCCAAUUCCUUUACGAGGCCCUCUCCACUUCCAUGUGGAGACAAAGGGUAUGCUUCAUUGACCAUUCACAUGUUCAUGAAAGUUCAUCUUCAGUGUGACCCAUGCCUAACAACUUUUAGAAGAAUAAGAAAUGGUCUCCUAAAACUCUGCACAGUUUGAUGGCUGUGGCUACACCUGCCUCUUGUUCUGCUUUCUUUCUCCUCAGCUGUAUUUCAGGAUCAUGUAGCAUAAAAUCAGCUGCUAGUCUUUGCCAUUUAAAGCUCUGCUCUUUUUUGCCACAAA
Molecule: messenger RNA, 2148 nt
Organism: Strigops habroptila (Kakapo)
Lineage: Eukaryota; Metazoa; Chordata; Aves; Psittaciformes; Psittacidae
Gene: DNAJC15
Product: DnaJ heat shock protein family (Hsp40) member C15
Exons: 8
Coding region: 52-624 (190 amino acids)
Biological process (GO): protein import into mitochondrial matrix
Cellular component (GO): PAM complex, Tim23 associated import motor
Molecular function (GO): ATPase activator activity
Source: RefSeq, a predicted model, not a curated record